Messenger RNA from Ceratina calcarata, 7657 nucleotides. RefSeq names its product activated Cdc42 kinase (gene Ack). Lineage: Eukaryota; Metazoa; Arthropoda; Insecta; Hymenoptera; Apidae. The coding region runs from base 1408 to 5121 and encodes 1237 amino acids. The transcript has 4 exons. The record is from RefSeq and is a predicted model, not a curated record. Gene Ontology annotation, molecular function: protein tyrosine kinase activity; protein binding; ATP binding. Gene Ontology annotation, biological process: protein phosphorylation.
CCCAAGGGGGUGGGUCGGUCGUUUGGUGGUACGAAACAGUAAUUGCAUCUUCGAUCCGCGUAUCCGAAUGGGAACGACGCUAAUUACCGCGGGGCGAUAAUUCCCGUUGCCGCGUGUCACCCGUGCGUGCGUGCGUGCGUGCGUGCAGCGAAACUCGUAUAAUCGUUGCCUCGCAUUUUAAUACUUCUAUUACCGGGGUUCAUAAUGAAUUCGUCGCGCGUAACGUCGCGUUGCAUCAUCGUUGUUUAAUAAUUCAAGAGCAGAUCGCGAACUCGUUGCAUCGUUUCAAGAAACUGCAAGAUAAGACCUUGAACACGACUUCGUUCAGAUAUUUUAUUAAACGAUUAUCUUAUCAGUAAUUUAUUAUAAUUCAUUCAUCUUCUCUUGGUAUUUUUUUCGUAUUUGUAACAAAAUUGUUACAGCAGAGAGGCACGCGCGCUCGACCUCGAUUUAAGUCUUUUAAACCUCGCGUUUCCCAAGAAGUCGUCAACGUGACCAUUUAUUCUAUUCCUUAUUGUUUCAUUAUAAGGGAACACAAAUUAGAAAGUGAAAGUGAAUUUCAAAGAGAGCCCGCCGUUUGCAUUCUCCCUACCAAUCUGUACAACCAUCCCUCCUCUACGAAACCAUGAUAAACCACCCCUUUACAAAUACACAUAAUCGAUCGAAAUUAAGUUUGGAAAUCACGAUUAUAUUUAAAAAUUGAAAUCGAGUUUAAAAAUCGCAGGGAACGAUACAUAAAUGAGGAGCCGUGGUUGAUUCGAGGAACGCGCAGAGGUGGCGCCAGUUCGCUACGGGCAGCACGGGUAUCGUUCAGUUGCAGUGGUGCAUGGUCCGUGGCAGUAUGCGAAACAGUGUUUUGUGGAGUAGGAGUAGUAGUUCGUUGUUUUCGUGCACGAGACUCUGCGGGACGAUUUUCGGAAAUCCGACGAGGAGAAUGCGACGGACACGUUGCCAGGGUGGCCACGGGUACGCGCGUCCCGGCGCCCGUCACUGAGAAGCGUCGGGCACGGUCGCGAGCUCCCUUUUAGGUUAAAAGCGCACAAUGCGUUGCGUGAGAGAUUUGUACGGUGAAAGUAUCCGCGAGGACGCCGCGCGACCACGUCGAGGCAGCGAACGUUGUCGUCUCCUAUGCCGUUUUCUGACGCCGAUUCGCGCCGAUCUCUAGCAAGAUUCGUAGUGCGACGAUACUGUGGCGGGAGCGAGAGGGGGCGACGGCCGAGAGGGGGAGACAGAGAAUAUGCCGAGGUUGCGGUGAUCCGAACGGUCGAAUUUCGUGAACGAAUCUCCGUGUCGGGUUUCGCCACCAGAUGCACCGUAGCGGCUGUAAACAGAAUUCGCGUCGGACCCAUGGAUACGUGAACUGCUCUGGAGGCCGUCUUCGUAGAUAGGAUAUUAGAACAAUUGAACAUGGCAGACGACGAGGGCACCGAAUGGCUGCAGGGGCUGCUGCACGACGUCCAGCUGUCGCAGUUCUUCACGCGUAUCCGUGACGACCUCCAGGUCACUCGGCUGCAUCAUUUCGAUUACGUGCAACCGGAGGAUCUCGAGAAGAUCGGCCUGGGGAAGCCGGGGAUCCGACGACUGCUCGACGCCGUGAAGAAGAAGCGGAACACCCAAUGGAAGAAGAGCCUGAUGACCAAGAUCCGACCCGGCAGCAGCGCCAAGACCAACAAGAGGAGCUCCCAGCCGGUGGAAGGCUCCUCGGUACUGACGUGCCUCAUACAAGACAAGGACGUGACUCUGUCCAUUAAAUUGGGCGACGGUAGCUUCGGCGUCGUAAGGCGCGGAGAAUGGACCUCGCCGUCCGGUAGGGUGUUGCCAGUCGCCGUGAAGGUUCUGAAGGCCGACGCUCUGACACAGCCGAGUGUCAUAGAAGACUUCGUAUCCGAGGUGCAGGCGAUGCACACGUUGGAUCACCACAAUCUCAUUAGACUUUACGGCGUGGUAUUGUCGCAGCCGAUGAUGAUGGUGACCGAGCUGGCGCCGCUGGGAGCCCUGCUAGACUAUCUCCGUAAACAAUGUGGUCAAAUCUCAGUAUUAACUCUUUGCAACUACGCGCUCCAAGUAGCCACGGGUAUGGCUUACUUGGAGGCGAAGCGUUUCCUGCACCGCGACCUGGCGUGCAGGAACGUUCUUCUGAGUUCCGUGGACAAAAUAAAAAUUGGUGAUUUCGGUCUGAUGCGCGCGUUACCGCAGCAAGAGGACUGCUACGUGAUGACGGAGCACAAAAAAGUGCCCUUUCCGUGGUGCGCGCCGGAGUCGCUGAAGGCUCGACAGUUCAGCCACGCGUCCGACGUGUGGAUGUUCGGUGUGACUCUAUGGGAGAUGCUCACGUUCGGGGAGGAGCCGUGGGUGGGUUUGAAGGGAUCCGAGAUCCUGAGGAAAAUCGACAAAGACGGUGAGCGUCUGCACGAGCCGGAAGCGACGCCGCCGGAUAUGUAUCAAAUGAUGCUUCGUUGCUGGGCGCGAGAUCCUGCGGAGAGGCCCACGUUCGCCGCUCUGAAAUCGUCCCUAACGGGAAUGGUUCCGGCAGUGAUGAAAGCUUUGAGUCACUUCACCAUGGCUGGAAAAAUGACCAUUGAACAAGGCGAUCAGAUCGUGAUCUUGGACGGCCGGCCGGAGAAUUAUUGGUGGAAGGGUCAGAACCAACGGACCUUCCAAAUUGCACUGUUCCCUCGCUGUUUUGUGGAUCCCAUGAGACGGAAACAAGCGGAGGAUAUUAGCAAACCGUUGGAGAAUUCGUUUAUUCAUACCGGGCACGGGGCACCGUUCGGGAAAAGCUGGGGCAGUCCUAUUUACAUAGACGAUGUUUAUCUGAGAAAUCCUAUGGAACCGCCUGACGUAGUGGGCGUCGUGCCUCCAGAGGCCAAGGAGAAAUACUGCGGUACGCCGAGAUCGAGGAAACAGUUCAAUUAUACGAAAUUGCAGAACGACAUUGGAGGCAGUCCUGUUAAAACGGCGAACGCGGCGUCUGUUCCUAGCGGCAGUCAAGAGGGCAGCUUGAUAGAUCUGUCGCCGGAGGAGAUGGUGAACACUGCCGAGGCGCAAUCGGACACUGCCUGUCGUCGAGUGGUAAAUAUCCUCGACGAACCGAUCGACAACAUCGAGCAGCAGCAAUCGACGACGAAUUGGCCGGACGAAGACCCUCGGACCUACGCGAAUUUCCCUGGGAACGUCGAUCCUGCUUAUUCGGACCCUUUCGACACGUCCACGGUGUUCAUGAAACUGCCUCAGUCCAGGUAUUACAGUCACGUACCUUCGGACGUGAGCAAUCGAUACUUCAAGACUCAGACUUACGGGAACGUGCAAAAUCAGGACGCAGCCAGUAGCAAUCAAGAGAAUUAUUUCCCUGCGGAGCAACCCGCCGCGGACGUGAAUCACUAUUCCAUAAAUCUGAGCAAAGAGAACAGGAACGACAGUAUCAAUCUAAACGUGAACGCGGGGGAGAACAACGCGUACAGCCAGAAUCAUUACAGCGAGAUCGAUAAACCUAGUCCGACGGCGAACUGGCCGGAGGAUUUGCAACAGAACGAAGUGCAGACGUACGUGAACGUCUCUAGUCGGAACUUGCAAACGCCCGACGCGCCUCCCCCGCCGCCUGUCGCACCGAACGAAAGUCCUCCGAAACCGAAAUCGAACCAUGAUCUCGCUCAGAGUCUGAACGAAUUGACUAUCAACUCUCGUAAUGUUUCUCCGAAGAAAUUGGACCCAGCUUUUCUGGCCGAGUUGGAGAAACAUUUAGGCGAGAAGGAAGCUAGCAAAAACAUGAUAGCCAGUCAAUCGAAUCCUGAAACCUCCGAUCCCUACUCGUCCGUUACUAAACAGGAUAAUAUGAUCCCAGCGUUAAGGCCUCCGCCGCAAACGGCGAAGCGCAAAUCGCCUCAGUUGGCCGAUUACCGGAGCAGCAACCUGCCGAGCAAAGUCCAGAACUCCUGGCAGUCGAAGAGUACAAAUAUCCAACAACCAGUCCGCGUGCAGCUCGAACAGAGGGUAGAGACAAGCACGGAACAAAUGGUCGGCCAGAUUUGGCACCAGCAGCAAGCUCAGAUGUCCCAGCACAACGCCUACGUUCCUCAGCCAAAUCUGAACCUCCUUCAAGCCGCUCCCAGCAAUGUAUCCAAGCCAACUUUCAAUCACGCACAGAACGCAGCGAGCAACUUCCCGAAUUUAACGUUGCCCACGCCGUUCCACGGGAUAACGCAGAUACAGAACGACCUGCAACAACCGCAUUCGAGUAAUACCGUUCCGAAGCCGCCGAACGCGGCCUUCUCACCGUUGCAAGUGUACGCGGAGCUGAAGCAGACCGUGCCGAACCUGGAUCAACUGUCUCAAAGCGAGUUCAACACGCUGUACAAUAAAACGGUGCAGCAGAACAUCCUUAGAAACUAUUCUGCGGUCGGCACGUCCGCCACCGAUUCAACCAGCAAUCUAAGUCAUAGCCACUACCUGGACGGAGCGUCUGGAACGAGCGGUCAGCCUCGCGCUAGCCAACCCGCGAGGAACGCAUCUGGACAACAUCCCUGUGACUUCAGUCCGCAUUUGAAACAGCCACCGGUGUACAAUCCUCCACCCCCGGCCAGCACCUGGAGCCCGAUGAAGUCCGUUCAGAACGAGCUGGGGCAGGGCCAGAGCGCGAUCAAGUGCAAUUUAGCGAGCAAUCUGGUGAACAGCCCCAAUCUGCUUCAACUCGCGCAUACCAAUCCGCCUCAAGAGGGUCCACAACCGUCCUCGAUCAGGGCUAUGGCCCCGCAGAUGACCGAGACGGUCGUUAAUACUCAAUUAGCCCCCUCCGCGUCCGCUUACCCCUCCGGCGUCAGUCCACCGUUGACCGCGGCCUCUCAGCAGCUGGUCAUGUCGCUCAGCGACGAAUUCCGCGCGAAUAAAGUGAUGAAGGUGCAGAGAGAAGUGGAUGCGUCGCAACAGGAAAUACUCACCGCGCUCCAGGCCACCGGUUGGGACACGAAUCAAGCUGCCAAGCAGAUUCUAAAGGACAGGCAGGCCAAGAUCGAGUCUCUUGUCAGAUUGGGCUUGGCGGACCGGCAACAGUGCGAGGGUGCUCUUAAGCAGACUGAAUACGACGUAGACUUAGCGGCUUCCCUGUUGCUAGAUCAGGUGAAAUGAUCAGAUAAAGAUACUGUAAAAUAACUGUGUAGCGAUGAUAUAGGUAUUCUUAGUGUACACGUAUUUAUAAACGAUAGCCAUACGAGUGAGUAAACGAGGGCUACGGGCCGCGAGAGCAUGAUCGAGUGCAGUCCGUAACGCGAGAUCCUCGGCGAUAUUCGAUAUCCCGUGAGUAGAUAACGAUCGCACUGAAACAAGUGUUCCGUUUCCUUAAAGUCUCCCAGCAGGUUAAUGAUAAAUAAAUAGAGGUAUCAAUCCAUCUGCGAAUAAAAAUAGUUGAAGUUAUUAAAAAGACUGAGCCGAUUCUUUAGAUUCUUCGAAUAUCGUCUUCAGCAUCUCGUUUUACAGGCUGGAAGUGUCUCCUGUUUGAAAAAAUUCUGUAGUUCGAUACAGAGUCACAAAUCAAGUAUUAAUUUUUCUUCUCUUAUAUUUUUUUAUUUGUACUUUGCUGAUCGAUGAGGAACACUGAGGUUGCAUUCCAAUGUUGUCAGCGGGAGAGAUUUCGCAGGCCUUCGGUCUUUCUUUCGAGUUUCAUUCUCUUCGGGUGCUUCUGAUAUCUCAGAUUCUAAUUUAAUUUCUCCAUCCAUCUCGUAAUGAAAAUACUCUUCCACACUUGGCGUAAUUAAUGGAGUUAAUACUUGUCACUGAUUUCAUAAAAUAGAGCGACAAAGGUCUUCCUGUAAUUACGGUGUGCAUCAAUGAAAAAAUUGUACAAUCGGUUUAUUCAACGUCAGUAGAGAUUCGAAACUGUUCCCGUCGACGAGCUCUAAUUAGAUCUACGUGACCGGAAGUGAAACGGGUCACCGAGGAUUGUCGGUGGAAUGAGAGAGAACUCCUUCGCCUUCUUUCCAUACAUAUUUAUGACAGUACAUCCCCCCCGUGAAAGUGCUAGUAAAACGUCUUUUUACGAUUGAAUUCUGCGGAGUGCUCGGGGCCUGUUAAGAGAAAUCGAUGGUGUCAUCGAUGACGAGGUUCCAUUAACGCCAGAACAAUGCGAACACUGUGCUAAGAAAUCAGUACCUUCCUUGUUCCAACUUUUUAGCCUCUAUCCUAUUUUUAAAUUCGAUUUGUAAUCAACAAUUUUAUUGGAAUUUAACGAAUUUCCAAGUCGAAGAGAAGAAUUUUUAAUUAAUCUUUUAAUUAGAAGACGUAGAAUUUGUUGCUAAUUUAUGGGAACAGUUUCGGGUCCAGCUGAUCUUCAGGAGCACUUGGAUAAUUUCGAGGGGCACAAUUCCAUGAAAGCAAUUCCUGAUCGCGUCGCCAGUUGAGAGUCGUAGCAAAAAGGAGUGGAAACGGUUCUCGGACCUGGGACAGUCAGUGCUAGCCUUAAACGAUUCUGCACAGGUUUUCGAGUAGCUGCGACGCAAUCGUGAUGACGAACGAGUCUGCUAAAUAAAAAAAUACGUGUAUGUACAUGUGUGUAUAAAAGGAGAGAGAAUAUAUAGGAGGAGAUAUUUGCCAAGUAGCGAGAGACGUUGAAUUUGUAACUGUGAUAUGCGUUACUAAAGGCUCUAGGCAGAAAGGAAGAGAACUUUUCUCUGUCGUCCUUUUUAGGGAUAGAGAUACAGGCGAGUCAAUAAGAAUGAUCAUGCAACAUAAAAACAGUUUACUUAUUUCAUUGGAAAAAUCGUUGAAAUGCAGGAAUGCAUAAAUUCGAAUCACACGAGUAAUUGUUUUCAACGAUUAUUCUUAUUAAUUCGUUCUGUGUAUCAAUUAGAUAUGUGAUGUCCACGAGUGUACAUAGGAGUUUCUAGCGACUGAGUUAAGCUUCCUUUAUUUACAUUUAUUUUCUUGUUCUGUCCCCGGCCAUAAGCCGGAUAUCAUGCGGUGUGAAUAAAAACGUUUCGUCUGAUGAUAUUCUAUGCGGGAAGCAAUCGAACAGUUUUCAUUUCUUCAAAUUAAAAAUCGGUAGAAUCACAGCGAGCUUGAGUAUGAAAUCCAGUAUUAUUGAUUCACUAUGAAGAGUUUAGGUUCUAAGAUUUUUUUAGAUAGGAUUCUAAGAAAAAAUUGCAAGAAUUUUAUUUCUCGGUUCCUUUCCGCAUAAUUUAAUAACGUAAAAUGCAAACAGGAAACACUGUGAUUGUCUUCAGCCAGAUUUGUCCCUAUUUUUCAAAUGCCUAUCUAAAGUCACUAUUUUUUUAAGCAGAGAGAGAGAGAGAGAGAGGUGGGACAGUGACAGAGUUUCUGAUUUGCAUUUAUCACCGAGGAAGUCACGAGGUUUUGUUUGUGCGAAGCGAGAAUGAGAAAACGGAUAGGCUCUCUAAAUUAUUCUCCGGAAAUCAAACUUACGCUCGUUAGUGUCCACGUAAGUGGCGUCUGUAUGUUGUGGCCGCGGAGAAUGUUCGAUACAUCACAAAUAAAAUGUAAAUGACGAGAAUCCACAUUUGUUUCAGUCACACAUUUUCGUCGUUCUUAAUUGCAUCACUCGUACUGUAUUUAAUACUGUGUUCUCCCUGUUUACAAGAUUCGUUUAAAUAUCUUGGAUGUUCGUAAUUGUCGAAGCCGUCUGAUCAUAAAUAAAUUCGUUGGAAUGUUU